UCAUGUUUCUCCUUUCAUUUCAUCCGCUCAACUUAAAUUUCAACUUCAACUUAUUCCAUUCAAUAUGGACUAAACAUUGUAUACUAUAACUCAUUAGCCAAAAUUCGUCUACCGUGUCUGUAUUAAUACCUACAAGCUUAAGUUAUAGUCUGUCGCGGUCGCGGUCGUAACCUCCGAUAUAAUGGCUCCCGAUCGAGGAAAUGUCGAGGAUCCGCCUCCCCCGUAUCCACCCGAUGCCGUAGAAGCUUCCGGCGAAGAUGUCAAGUAUCUUCCGGAAGGCCGUCAUUUUACACUUCGGGGUAUUGCCGCUGGUUUACUUGUUGGGUUGAUUAUUUGUUUUAGCAAUAUGUAUUUUGGGUUGCAGACGGGUUGGAUUUCUAUGAUGACGAUGCCUUCUAGCUUACUGGGUUUUGGCAUCUUCAAGGCUUUGUCACGUUAUCUAUCCUUCCCAUUUUCUCCCGUUGAAAAUGUGCUUGUUCAGUCUGUAGCGGGUGGCAUGGCAAUUAUGCCCCUGGGCUGUGGGUUCGUUGGGGUGAUUCCCGCGAUGGAAUAUUUGUUAAAGCCAUCGGAGCAAGGUCCGAUAAACUUAAGCAUGUGGAAACUUAUUGUUUGGAGCUUGGGUCUUUGCUACUUCGGUGUAGUUUUCGCGGUACCACUACGGCGCCAAGUGAUCAUUAGGGAACAGUUGAAAUUUCCCAGCGGGUUUAGUACGGCUGUUCUCAUCGGAGUACUUCACGGUAAAGGACAUACUCAAAAUGGUGGCGCUUUGGAUCCAUCAAAGGCAGCAACUUUUGGUAGCCUAGCCCUCGAGAAUCGACCACUCGUACAAGCUGAAGAUGCCAACGAUGAAAGGGACAUAGUUGAGCCGGCCGAUGGAAUUCCACGUAUCGAGGUGCAAAAACAGUACAGCUGGGGGUCCAAUAUCCGGCUAUUGCUUAUUACGUUUGGGAUAUCCGGCUUUUACACGUUAUGCACUUAUUUCUUCCCCGUGAUCCGCAAUCUUCCAAUUUUCGGAACCGUGGCAGCAGACACUUGGCUUUGGACAUUAAAUCCAAGUUUCGCAUAUGUCGGCCAAGGCAUCAUCAUGGGCCCUUCGACGACUAUACAUAUGCUGAUCGGUGCUGUUGUUGGUUGGGGAAUCCUCUCGCCCCUCGCAAAACAUCGAGGAUGGGCCCCGGGUUCGAUUGACGACUGGGAGAGUGGCAGUAAGGGUUGGAUUGUAUGGACAUCUCUAGCUAUCAUGCUAGCGGAUGCCAUUGUCAGUCUAGGCUAUAUCGCUUUCAGCCCCGUUGUUAAACACGGGCCGGCUUAUCUCGUGACAGCUAAGCAGCGAUUCCAGCAACAUGGACUUAAAGGCCUAUUUUAUCGCAAACCUAAAGGCUAUACGGAGGUUCAGAAUGGCGAAGACGAUUCGAGGCCUUCAGUGCGGGCAAGAAGCUCAGAGGAAGUCGAUAAUCUGCCAAGCCCGAGGGUUGAGCGCAGAAACCCUUUUGAUGCUCAAUCUGUUGAUGACCGGGAGGUCUGGGACGGGGACGAUGCCCCUCCCGAGCAAUUGGUUGGAAGCAGAACCGUCAGCAUUGGGCUCGUGGUAUCUGUACUUGUCUGUGUUGCCAGCAUCCAUAUCACGUUUGGUGAUCUCGUUCCGUUAUACGCCACGAUAAUAGCUGUUCUGAUGGCGAUGGUGUUGAGUAUAAUGGGUGUUCGAGCUCUAGGGGAGACGGACUUGAACCCCGUUUCCGGAAUCAGCAAGCUUGCCCAGCUUUUCUUCGCUCUUAUUAUCCCACAGACUCACAAAUCGAGUGUUCUGAUCAAUCUAGUGGCUGGUGCUGUAUCCGAAGCCGGCGCGUUACAGGCUGGUGAUCUCAUGCAAGACCUGAAAACUGGUCAUUUGCUAGGCGCAGCACCUAGAGCGCAAUUCUGGGGUCAGAUUAUUGGUGCGACUGUGGGAGCUGUCGUAAGCGCAUUCAUUUAUAGGUUAUACACUGCCGUCUAUCAAGUCCCGGGGGACUUAUUUCAAGUACCCACUGGUUUCGUGUGGAUCUUCACUGCACGGCUCGUUACUGGAAAGGGGUUACCGUAUAUGGCGAGGGAGUUCGCUAUUGGCGGUGCUAUUAUUUUUGCCGUUUUUACUGCUCUGCGUACAAAAGCCAUUGGGAAGAGCUGGCACGCUUAUAUACCUGGAGGAAUUGCCGUGGCAGUUGGAAUGUACAAUGUCCCAUCCUUUACCCUUGCGAGAACGAUAGGUGGGCUUCUAAAUUGGUAUUGGAGAAUUCAUCUGGGAAAGGAGGAUACACCAUUGAUCGUCCUCGCGUCCGGUUUCAUUUUGGGGGAAGGCUUCUUAAGCAUUGUUAACCUGCUGCUACAGAGCUCCCAGGUUCCUCAUAUGUAGAUAGUUGCAUGGCGUUUGCUAAUUGGGAAGGUUGUUACACAUAAACAUACGAUAUAUAUGCAAGAUUUUUAGUAUCAUUUA
Hypoxylon trugodes is the source of this 2470-nucleotide messenger RNA. Its product is annotated as OPT superfamily oligopeptide transporter. Gene Ontology annotation, cellular component: fungal-type vacuole membrane. Bases 182 to 2389 code for a protein of 735 amino acids. The record is from RefSeq and is a predicted model, not a curated record. The transcript is spliced from 6 exons. Lineage: Eukaryota; Fungi; Ascomycota; Sordariomycetes; Xylariales; Hypoxylaceae. Gene Ontology annotation, molecular function: oligopeptide transmembrane transporter activity.